CUCUCUCUCUCUCUCUCUCUCUCUCUCUCUGUCUUAAAUGUGUAUUGCAUGGCAUUUUAUUCUCUCUCUAAAUGCUAAUCCAUUUGAGGAUUAACACUGUCUGGACUCUGGACAUUGGUGUCUUCACAGGUUGCCACUACACCCUCAGGUUCUUGUCUUGAACACACCGCACUGGUCGAGAUUUGAGGUUUGGGGGUUUAGGGUUCUAGGGUUUUAGUUCUCUGCUACUUCUCUUGCGAUGUUUCGACAAACAUCGGGCCGAAAUCACAGAAGUAAGGGUUUCAAGAUCAGGCAUGCCUUGCAAAUCGGGUUACUGGUCGCUGUUUGUAUCUGGCUAUUGUAUCAGGUAAAGCAUUCUCAUGGUAAGAGGAAGGCCUAUGAAGAGAACAAUGGGAAAUUGAUUGAGAAAUUAGACGCUGGCCGAGAGGAUUUCAGUCUUGGGAGAAAGGGUUUGAACGGAGGGGUUGAAACAGAGGAAGAGAGACAUGAAGAAGAAGAGAGACAUGAAGAAGAAGAGAAAGAAGAAGAGAGGGAAGCAGAAGAAGAGGGGGGGAAGGUAGAGGAGAGAGAUGAUGAAGCCAGAGGGGGUGGAGAUGAUGAGAUCGAUGAACAGGAUCAGGAGAAAGCUGAAGAGGAUUUAAUAGACGCCGAAGAUGAGAAAUUAGAUGAAGAUGAGAAAUUAGAUGAAGAAGAGAAUGAGAACCAGGGUGAGGAUAUGAAUGAUCAGGAAAAUGGUGAAGAGGGAGAAACUCAAAAACUCAAUGAAGAGAUUGGUAGGGACACACAGAUAAUAAGAAAUGAAGAUACUGCUGGUUCAGAUCCUGAUGAAGAGGAGAGAGAAAAUCUAGAAGACAAGGGCGAAGAUGAAGCUCAUGGUGAUGGGGAGUACAUAAGAAACCUAGAAACGAAACCAGGUUUUGAGAGGGCAGAUGAGUCCCAUCCUGUUGAGAAGCAGGAGGAUAAACAAGUAAACUCCAUUUUAGAGAGAGAAGAGCAGGCUCACACUGAAGAGAAACAGGAAGAAAACCCAGAAAAAGCCAGUUUAGUGACGGAAGAUGAUGCUCAUCCUGAUGAGAAGCAAGUGUCUAACCCAGAAAAACCCAAUUUAGAGAGAGAUGGAGACGCCCACUCUGAUGUCAAACAAGUUGAAAAUCUAGAAAACCCCAGUUUGAAGAGAGAAGAUGAAGUUCCUGAGAAAUUUCCAGAAGAAGAGAAACUCAAUUUCCAGGGAGAAAAUGGAACCUUAGAUGACAGUUCGUUAAAGCCAAACAUAACCGAGGAAACCGUGGUUCUUGAUAAAACUCCUGUAACCAAGGAUGCUGAGACUGUUAUCUCGAAGGAACAAGAUGGUUCUCUGAACAAUUCAACAAUUGUGGAGCCAACCAAUCAAACUGUUAUCUCUACUGCAGAUGGUGCUGAAUCACAAGGUUCAUUUCUUGAGAACAACUCUACUAGCUCAUCUCAAAAUAAAAGUAUAACCAAUGAACCAAAGGUUCCUGAAAGUGAUGGUUCAGAAGAUGCUGCAACAGAAGAGAGAGAGAUGGAAGAGAGAGAAAGGGCUAAUACUAAUGAUGGUGCUGAGUUGGAGAAUAAUGGGUCUCUUACAACAAACGGGACAACAGAUGAGUCAGAUCACUCUCUGCCUCUAGUUACUCAAGAAGAAAGAGAGGCUCUCACUGACUUAGAAACCUUGCCCCAGGUUGAAAGUGAAGCGACAAACACCGAAGCUAUUUCAGUGGAGUGAGAAUACGAAAGGAGAAGCCUUCCUGGAGGUUUCUUCUUCAUCGCAGAAAUUAGGUGCCACUCCUCUGAGACAUUUAGUUGUUCAGCUCCUUACUUUUUGCUUGCAAAUUGAAUAGGCAAAUGUAAGGAUCUCUUUUCUUUUUCUUUUUUUCUUUCUUUUUUCGUUUUCUUUUCUUUUCUUCUCUAUACCUCUGUUAAGUAGGUUAGAAUGUUACUUUUUUCUUUUCUUUAUUUCUCUUAUACAAUUUUAAAAUUUUUGUCAUGUAAUAUGCAUCAGAAAAUUAAUGUAAGCAUGGUUGUUCUUUUUGUGUUU
Molecule: messenger RNA, 2056 nt
Organism: Amborella trichopoda
Lineage: Eukaryota; Viridiplantae; Streptophyta; Magnoliopsida; Amborellales; Amborellaceae
Source: RefSeq, a predicted model, not a curated record